AUGUCUACACAGGAGAAGCUUGCCGAGUCGACAUCAUCAUCGGUGCCUCAGAGCACGACGGCGCAGCAGAGCGACAAUGUUGCGCAUGCGCUUGCUGGCGCGGGUGGAGGCCUGCUGUCCAUGGCCCUGACCUACCCACUCAUCACCCUCUCGACCCGCGCGCAAGUCGAAUCCAAGCGAGCACAGUCUUCCACGCUCAAUGCCGCCCGCCGCAUCAUCAAGCGCGAAGGCGUCGCAGGACUCUACGCCGGCCUCGACUCCGCCCUCUUCGGCAUCAGCGUAACAAAUUUCGUAUACUACUAUUGGUACGAAUGGACGCGCUCCUUCUUCGAAAAGGCUGCCCUAAAAGCCGGUCGCGCUUCGUCCAAACUCACAACCGUCGAGUCGAUGCUCGCGGGCGCCCUCGCAGGCAGCGCAACAGUCCUCAUGACCAACCCCAUCUGGGUCAUAAACACACGCAUGACGACACGAAAGUCUGAAGCCUCAGAGGACGCUUUGCCUGGCGCGCCUGCACCGCAGAAAGCACCGUCGACACUCGGUACGCUCAUUGCGCUUAUCCGCGAGGAGGGUCCCGCUCGUCUUUUCGCUGGCGUUAUGCCGGCGCUCGUCUUGGUCAUCAACCCUAUUCUGCAGUACACUGUGUUUGAGCAGCUGAAGCAGAUGCUGGAGAAGAGAAGGCGUGUGACGCCCAAGGAUGCGUUCUAUCUGGGCGCCCUGGGCAAGUUGCUUGCGACGAGUAUUACGUAUCCGUAUAUUACGGUUAAGAGCCGCAUGCAUGUUGCCGGUCGUGAUGGCCCGAGGGAGAGCAUGUUGACUACGUUCCGCAGGAUUAUUAAGGAGGAGGGGUACACCGGAUUGUAUGGAGGAAUCGGACCAAAGGUUACCCAGAGUGUUAUCACUGCUGCUUUCCUAUUUGCUUUCAAGGAUGUACUGUAUGCUUAUACCGUUCAAGCGCGCAAGAAGCUGGCUAUGCGCAAGGCGUAA
Messenger RNA from Pyrenophora tritici-repentis Pt-1C-BFP, 984 nucleotides. RefSeq names its product Mito-carr domain containing protein. Gene Ontology annotation, molecular function: AMP transmembrane transporter activity; ATP transmembrane transporter activity; FMN transmembrane transporter activity. The record is from RefSeq and is a predicted model, not a curated record. Gene Ontology annotation, cellular component: peroxisomal membrane. Gene Ontology annotation, biological process: transport. NCBI's taxonomy places the organism in Eukaryota, Fungi, Ascomycota, Dothideomycetes, Pleosporales, Pleosporaceae.